AUGGACGUGCGCUUUGGACGGGAGCACGACAUUCUCACCAACGAAGGUUUCAGCAACACACUGUUUCAGGUGUUGAAUGUGAAGCCGGGAGGCAGUCUGUGGGCAGCCCCGGUGUGUUCCACUUGGGUGUACUUGUCUCGAGCAUCAACUGGCAGAUCGUCUGCCAACCCAAUGGGGUUUAAUACAGGGCUGACUUGGAAGCACAACGUGAUGGUGGCACGGGUGGUGAUCAUUCUUACCAUCGCUAUGUCGAAAGGAAUAUGGUGGUGUCUAGAACAACCAAAGGGUUCAUUGUUGGAAUCCCAUAUCUUGUUUCAGAAAAUGCUCAGCUUGGUCGGUGUCAGUGUGAGCAGGGUUCUUUGUAGCCUUGGACACUUCGGAGCUGACAGCAUGAAGCCUGUCUGGGUCUACAGCAGUGAAACACAUGCAACUGAGUUCAACGACUUUGCUGAUCGCAGCCUUCGUCCUACGAACCCUCACAUGGUAACCCACUACCAGGAUGGAAAUGGCAAAGCCCGGGUUAAAGGUGGCAGCGCUCUUAAGCAGAGCCAGGCCUACCCGAGGAAGUUCGGAGUGGCGAUCGCAAAGGUGCGCACGCGCCACUUGAAACGCCAGAGGGUUGCAGCAGCUCGCUUCCUCCGUCGGGCUUUGGAUGGAGAGGACACAUCCCAGCUGGACAUGACCAACAAGACCAAUCUUUUGUGGAUGAAAUUGGCUGACUUAAAGCCGGUUUUCCAAUACUUGGCCAAACAGUGA
Cladocopium goreaui is the source of this 756-nucleotide messenger RNA. The record is from the annotation of a GenBank genome assembly. NCBI's taxonomy places the organism in Eukaryota, Dinophyceae, Suessiales, Symbiodiniaceae.